Messenger RNA from Planococcus citri (citrus mealybug), 2450 nucleotides. RefSeq names its product bcl-2-related ovarian killer protein homolog B-like. Bases 658 to 1587 code for a protein of 309 amino acids. Lineage: Eukaryota; Metazoa; Arthropoda; Insecta; Hemiptera; Pseudococcidae. The record is from RefSeq and is a predicted model, not a curated record. The transcript is spliced from 5 exons. Gene Ontology annotation, cellular component: mitochondrial outer membrane. Gene Ontology annotation, biological process: intrinsic apoptotic signaling pathway in response to DNA damage; regulation of apoptotic process; extrinsic apoptotic signaling pathway in absence of ligand. Gene Ontology annotation, molecular function: protein heterodimerization activity; protein homodimerization activity.
UAUCAGUACCAUUCGUUUCGUACCAAGGACAAGACACGGGGGGUUCGCGUAAAUUCUCAAAUUUUCUUCUUCGUUGUUUUCAUCCGCGUGUGCGGUAUCGAAUCCGAAAUCCGUAUCGGUUGUCAAUUGUCAAAAUUCUUUCUCUUUUCGUCAUACCGACCGAAAGUUAAUUAACGUACAAAAGAAGGUUCAUUUGUGGCGCGUAAUUUCAGAAAAGUUCAAAGCUUAUUGAUGCUUUUUUUUGCAUAGCUGGUGCCAAUUAGAUAGCAUUCGAUAAUAUACCGGAGCUCGCGCGCGAUCUCUACGUGUACGUAUAGUUCGUUUACUGAAAUAAUUAUCGUAAUCGUGCGAGCGAUUUUUGAUCAUCGUAAAUGAAAUAACUUCGAUAUGCGAUAGAAUACAUAGCGAACGUAUUGUGCGAAAACAAGCGAAUGUUUUUACGUGUAUGAAAUCCAACUACGAGAAACAUCUGUUUGAUUCGUAUAGUCUAUUAUUUAUUAUGUUGACUUUUAUUUUUUUUAUUAUUCCUAAAUACCGACAUUUUGCGCGAACGUAUUCUCCUACCGCCGUUCAAAUUUCCAUAGUGUAAGCUGCGCGAUUGUAGUGCAACGUUGAAAAUUUUUUCUUCUGUAGACAAUUUAUAGACUCGGCUAUAUUAUGGAAUUCAUAAAAUACAGAAUCGUAGCAUGUUAUAAUUCGGAUGUACGACGAAUGUCUGCAGAAGGAGCUGUCAUGUGCUCCGAUAAUCCAGCCUACGGUUCGUCUCCGUACCAAGGACGCCAACGCAAGUUCAGUUUUCCCGCUUCGUUCCAUUCGAAUAUCCUGCAAUCGAGAACUUUCCAAGAUAUCAACAGCGGUAACAACCUGCAACAGUUUUUCUUGAACAGGAGACGAUUCAGUAAUGUUGGAGAUGCGGUUACCAGGAAGCUGUCAACCACCAUUGGUUGGAGGAAUACGCAGGUUCCUACGCAAGAGAUCGUUAGACAUGGUAAAACAUUAUGUGGACAGUAUAUCAGAUGUAGGCUCAAACGAUCAGGAUUAUUUACCAAAAAAUGCGGAUUGCAGAGGCUCAGAAGUGCGGCCAGUUUACCCGAAGGAAUGAUUAUUCGCGAAGUCUUCCCCGAACUAUUAACUAUUGGACAAGAAUUAGAAAGAAUGCACCCGAAGUUAUACACAGGUGUAGCGAAACAAGCCAACGGUGCGUGUGCCGGAGGAAUAAUUAUCACCGAGAAGUCAGCGAGAAAGAUAUUGAUCAGCGUAGCUCGAUCUUUAUUUCGUCCUGAUAUAUCUUGGGCAAAGAUUAUUUCGUUUUUCGCAGUCGCCGGAGGUCUAGCGACCGAUUGCGUUAGACAGAACCAUAUAGAAUUCAUUCCACAUAUCAUAGAAACCUUCGGAGAAAUAAUUGAAGAUGAAUUGGCAUCUUGGAUUAACGAUAAUGGCGGAUGGGUGUCAUUACAAAAUUACUAUAAACCAAAGAAUCCACAAAUAUCUAUAGCGAAGACAUACAUAUUGUGUUUUUGUUUCGUACUUUUUGCUAUAUUUGUUUUCGUUUUAUUACUCAAAUGGUGCGGUAAACUCGCUUUAUAAUAAUUAAUUUACCUGCGUACUUUUUAAAUACAUUCGACAUCAACUUUCGUUUCUUUACUAAUUCGCUGUUUAUAUUCUUCGAACAACUCAACGCAAACUGAGACUGAAUUCAAGUCUGAAAAAUUGAACUCAUAAAAUUCACCCAAGAAACACCAAUCACCCUACGAAAGUUGCGAAUAAUCUAUCUAAACAAAUCUACAAAACCCAACAAUGGUCACUCAAAUUAAACUCACGAUGAAAAAAGAAAUUCAUAAUCGAAAAUAUCAAUACCUUUAUUCGUAACCAUUAACGACAAUAUUAAGCAACGUUAUUGACAUCGUAAUACGUAAGCUGAUGAUGUAUCGAGUGCCAACUGAUUUUUUUUAUAAUGCAAAAAGAUCCAGACAGCGGUAGGUAAUUCGUUAAUAUUCAACAAUCAUAAUAUUUUACGUAGUUAAUGAUUUCGAACCUAAAAAUAUAAGACAAUUGAAUCAAAAUUGGAGAAAUAUUACGAAAUGAAAACAGUAUUGUAGAUUCGGAAAAUAAAUAUAUUAAUAUAAAACAUCCAACAUAACGAAUACAUUAAAAGUCUGAUUGCAAAAUAGUAUUUGAAAAUAUAAAAUGCCGAAUGUGACAACCGUUCAGUGAACGUGAAGUUCGCUGUUUUGGAGUAGAUUGCAACAUGUAGCUCAUUCACUAUCAAGAUAUUAUAACGUAAUGUAUUUUUUUAAAAAUCUUACAAAAAUUGCGCCAAAAACACGAUAUCAUGAGGGUUAGCAUUUUUCUUCUUCAAGACCAUGCUUGAAAAACAUCAAUACGGGUACACUGUCGCCAUUGAUUUCUCUGUAUUCCAAGAAAGCUACCAUGCCGUCGGUGUCCAUAGA